Molecule: messenger RNA, 2646 nt
Organism: Talaromyces rugulosus
Lineage: Eukaryota; Fungi; Ascomycota; Eurotiomycetes; Eurotiales; Trichocomaceae
Exons: 3
Coding region: 1-2646 (881 amino acids)
Biological process (GO): regulation of DNA-templated transcription; DNA-templated transcription
Molecular function (GO): zinc ion binding; DNA-binding transcription factor activity, RNA polymerase II-specific; DNA binding
Source: RefSeq, a predicted model, not a curated record
AUGGGGCCACCGUCUCAAACUCCGGCGACCACCGAGCAAUCUGAAAAAGGUGGUGGUAAUAUCAUCAUAACGGCCCAGGGAGACAAGUUGUCGCCAUGGGCAUCGUCGCAAAGUCGCGACACUUCAGAGCCUAUGGAAAAAUCGGGCUCCUCGCAGCCACCGCAGCCACCGCCGCCGCCGCAGCAAUAUAAACCUGCGAAUGCCAAAGUCGCUAUUCCCAGAAACCGUGGUGGACUUGCGCCUCGCUAUAGCCGUCGGGUGGCGAAAGCUUGCGAAUCGUGUCGCCAGCGCAAGACAAAAUGCUCUGGAGAUACACCCGUCUGCAGACAAUGUCGGGAGCUUCGAAUUUCAUGCCAGUAUCCCGACGGGCUAAGGGAGAAAACAAAAAGGCAUAUGGAAGAACUGAAGACCAAAUCGAAUGAAUACGAAUCUCUUUUGAAGGAUCUACUCUCAUCCGUUGACGAUAGCCUAGCUACCAAAAUCUCGACGACAUUGUCUAGACAUUCGGCCGAUGGGGACCUGUUUGAUUCUGUAGGACAGCGUUCUUCGUCCUCGCGGACCCCUCUCGAUGAUGGCGAGUUGGAAGUGUCUUCUCCGUCAUCCAUCGGGUCUUUGGAAGCAAUUGACCGUGUGGAGGAAGAUAUAAACCGAGGAGAGAAUGUGCGAGCAACGGGCUACAUUGGGAAAAACUCGGAAAUCAGCUGGAUGCAGCGCGUACAAAGGGAGGCAGUUCAGCGAUCCCGGCAUGAGCCUGGCACGUACGAUGGCAAGCCUCCGAAUAAGCAGUACGAAGAUUUUUCUAUCAAUUCCGUGAGCUAUCAUCUGGACGAUCUCGACAUUAGCGUUCCGGACCCGGUGGAUAUUUAUUACAUGCCGCCUCGCGAACAAGCAGAACGACUUUUCGAAGACUAUCUAGCAACAGUUCACCCGCAUUUUCCAAUAAUCAACCGACCACUCUUUCGCUCGCAGUUCAAAUUCUUCUUCGAUAAUCCUACACAACCAGGUGACAAGUGGCGAGCAAUUUUGAAUAUGAUCUUUGCCAUUGCCGAAAAACACUCUCAUCUUGUUCAGGCACCCUGGAAAGGAGAGGAUACCCAAGAGCAUCUACUAUAUUUCACGCGCGCCAGACAUCUCAGCAUGACGAGUGAUGUCCUCUUUAGCCAUCCAGAUCUCCAACAAGUUCAAGUAGAGGGUCUAGUUGCCUUUUAUCUUUUGUCAACGGAUCAGAUCAACAGGGCCUGGAGGAUAUCUAGUAUUGCUAUUCGCUCAGCCAUUACUCUUGGUAUUAAUAUGAAAAGCUCCAGCGAGACGACUACGAACGCCUCCAAAGAAUCUCGAUACCGGGUCUGGUGGUCGCUGUACUCAUUUGAGCAUCUUCUUGGCGUCAUGACAGGUAGAGCAACAUGCAUUCUUGACGGAAUCUGCACGACACCCUUGCCGAUUCCCUUUGAAGAAGAAAGGUUCAACGACUCCGAUGUCAACGAGCUUCUGAGCAAUCCGUCGCUACGCGAAAAGAAGGUCGAGAAUAUCGCUGCAAGCCAUUUGAUUCGAUUGAUGCCUUUGAACCCGCCAGAAGGAAAGGCGUCGGAGAAGUUUGAACAAUCUAGUCAUUUCACAUGGUUACAAGGCAUACCUUUGAACUCUGGGCUAUUCUUCUCAUUAUACAUGGACCUUGCAGUAAUCACGCAAGAGAUCAUCAACAAGGUGUAUACAGCAGACGCGGUGCGAGUCCCAUGGUCUAACAUUGAGAACCGCAUCGGCGAAUUGAAGUCACGGAUUGAUUUGUGGUUCGAUCAGUUGCCAGAUACCUGCAACUUUACCCAAAAAGACAGCAGCUCACCGGAACAAGUACGAGCCAAACUGGGCCUUGCGUUCCAGUAUUAUAGUGCUCGAAUAACGCUUGGACGACCGUGCCUGUGUCGACGCGACUCGCAAUCGAACAAGAAAACUUCUUUCAGCCAUAAGAUGGCCGUGGUCUCGCUCGAGGGGGCCACUCGAAUGCUCGACCUGAUACCCGACCCUCCUGACCCUUUUCAACUUUAUCAAUUGGCGCCUUGGUGGUGUAUACUUCACUUUCUCAUGCAAUCCACCACCGUUCUUCUCUUGGAACUAUCGUUUGGCUGUGUCCAUGUUCCUGGCGAUGAAGGCAAUAUCUUCAACUCUGCUAAAAAGGCCAUUCGCUGGUUAUACGCAAUGUCAGAACACAGCACUGCAUCACGACGAGCUUGGUAUCUUUGCGACGGCUGUAUUCGCCGAAUCUCUAUUGGCAUGGAUUAUGAUGUCAGCGACCUUCCAUUAGUACCCAACGACGACAUGCUUCAACGAAAUACCGUUGGUGAAUACCAGGACCCGGCGUCAUCCUUGGAGAGUGCUGCUGGCAAGGCAAAUGUCGACUGGAGCACUGGAAUGGAGUCCAUGAGCAUUUCACAGAGUGAAGCAAGAAACCAGGAUUACGUAUCUGGAAGCACCGGACUUGAAGGUUCCCUGAACGUUUCCGAAAUGGUCUCAUAUGCCAUGAAUUUCCCGCCUUCCAUGGUAUUUACGCCGAGCAGCGAAUUUCAUUUUCCAUAUGACCCUAUCAUUGGCGAAUUCAUGGGCUCGUUCUUUCCAUACCCGGGCGAUGACCAGCAAGAUUGGCAAGGAUGA